This is a messenger RNA of Rana temporaria (common frog), 3082 nucleotides long. RefSeq names its product hexokinase 3 (gene HK3). Lineage: Eukaryota; Metazoa; Chordata; Amphibia; Anura; Ranidae. Gene Ontology annotation, cellular component: mitochondrion; cytosol. The record is from RefSeq and is a predicted model, not a curated record. Gene Ontology annotation, molecular function: mannokinase activity; D-glucose binding; glucokinase activity. Gene Ontology annotation, biological process: intracellular glucose homeostasis; glucose 6-phosphate metabolic process; glycolytic process. The transcript has 19 exons. Bases 106 to 2850 code for a protein of 914 amino acids.
CAGAAGGAGGGGGACACCUUCUAUUGGGUGUGUAGUAUUUAUUGAAGGAGUCUCAUCUUGGUAUGUACACACCUUUCUCUCCCUUCACUGUAGAAACAUCAAGCAAUGGAAAACCCAGGAGCAGGAUCAGUGGGGAACGUGCAUCGGCCUGCCAAUGAAGAGGUUCAAAGAUGUUUGCAGCCCUUUUCGCUGUCCAUUGGACAAUUGGAGAAGGUGAGGGAUUUGAUGCUGGGCAAUAUGGAGAGAGGACUGCAAGUAAAUCCAGAGAAGCAGUCAACUUUAAAAAUGCUUCCUACAUAUGUCCGCUCUACUCCAGAUGGCACAGAAUGUGGUGAUUUCAUGGUACUGGAUCUGGGAGGAUCCAAAUUUCGGAUUCUCAAGGUAAAGUUAAGCCGUGCUUCUGGAGUGGAGAUGGACAAUGAAGAAUUUGAUAUAUCGGAAGAAAUUAGAACUGGAACAGGUGAACGGCUGUUUGACCACGUUGCUGAUUGCCUUGGCCGUUUUCUUCAACAUCGCAAUCUCAGUGAAUCGGUUUUCCCCCUGGGAUUCACCUUCUCAUUCCCUUGUGUGCAGAGUCAGCUAGACAAGAGUGUACUUAUCUCUUGGACUAAAGGUUUCUGCUGCUCUGGCGUUGAGGGCAAAGAUGUUGUCCAGUUACUAAAAGAUGCCAUCCAAAGACGUGGGGAUUAUAAAGUGGAUGUUAUUGCCAUUGUCAAUGACACAGUUGGAACAAUGAUGAGUUGUGGCUACAAGGACCACAGCUGUGAAGUUGGAUUUAUUGUGGGUACUGGUACCAAUGUCUGUUACAUGGAGGAGAUGGGCAAUGUGGAAGCUUUGGAAGGUGAUGAAGGUACAAUGUGCAUCAACAUAGAAUGGGGAGGAUUUGGAGAUGAUGGGACACUAAAUGAUAUUGUGACUGAGUAUGACUCACAGGUGGAUCAAACAUCCAGAGUACCUGGAAGGCAACGCUUUGGUAAAAUGAUUGGUGGAAUGUAUAUGGGAGAAAUUGUGCGUCAUGUGCUAGUCAAACUGACCAACCAGGGAUUACUCUUUGGUGUGUCAGCACUGAAGCUUCUUAACAAAGCAACCUUUGGAAUGAAGGAUGUGUCGGACAUUGAGAAUGACAAUUUUCCUUUUGAAAAAACUAAAAGUGUUUUGGCUGUCUUCGGUCUAAAGCCAAAUGAAGAGGACUGUGUCCGGGUAAAGUGUGUGUGCUGCGCGGUGUCUUUGAGGUCUGCUAGGCUGUGUGCUGCUGGACUUUCUGCAGUUGCCAACCGCAUAAAGAACAAUAGGCCACAUCAUCUGGGUAGAGUCACAGUGGGCGUCGCUGGAUCUGUAUACAAAACGAACCCAAAAUUUGGUGAACACCUCAAUGAAGCUUUGAAAGAGCUUGCUCCAGGAUGCCAAAUUAAAUUUUUGGUUUCCGAGGAUGGAAGUGGAAAGGGCACUGCCAUUGUGACGGCUGUAGCUCAAAGGCUUGCAACCCAGAGAAAGCACAUUAAUGAAAUCUUGGCCCCAUUUCUAAUGUCCCUUGCAAAGCUAAAGGAGGUUCAAAGUCGCAUGCGUAAUGAAAUGGAGAUUGGUCUACAUAAGCAGACACAGCCUGGAGCCACUGUGAAGAUGCUUCCCACCUAUGUGCGUGCUACACCAGAUGGAACAGAAGUUGGAGAAUUCAUUGCUUUGGAUUUAGGUGGUACCAAUUUCAGAGUAUUGUGUGUAAAUGUGGGCUUGAAAAAUGAAGGUGGCGUGCAGAUGAAGAGCAAGACCUUUACCUUGCCUACAGAAGUGAUUCAAGGGACUGGAGAAGGGCUGUUUGAUCACAUUGUGGACUGCAUCACAGAAUUUCAGAAAGAAAAUGGCCUUCUGGGAAAGAAACUACCUUUAGGCUUCACAUUUUCCUUUCCCUGUAAACAGACAAGCCUUGAUCAGGGAAUCCUAAUUUCAUGGACAAAGGGUUUUAGCGCAUCUGGAUGUGUGGGGGAAGAUGUUGUCAGGCUUCUUAGGGAGGCAGCCAAUCGAAAAAACAACCAUGAUUUCCGUGUGGUAGCAUUAGUGAAUGAUACAGUAGGAACAAUGAUGUCCUGUGGAUAUGAUGAUACAGCCUGUGAAAUUGGUCUGAUCGUUGGAACAGGGACUAAUGCUUGUUAUAUGGAAGAGAUGAGGAAUGUGGAAGUGUUGGAAGGUGGCGAGGGACGGAUGUGUAUCAAUAUGGAGUGGGGGGCUUUUGGAGACAAUGGGUGCCUUGAUGAUAUUACCACUUCAUUUGACAACGAUGUAGAUAAGUUCUCAAUAAAUCCAGGAAAACAAAGGUAUGAGAAGAUGAUCAGUGGGAUGUACCUAGGAGAGAUUGUGCGCCAGGUCCUAAUUGAACUUACAAAGGAUAGGAUUUUAUUCCGUGGUAAAAUUUCGGAGCAGUUAAAUACCAGAGGCCUCUUUCCUACAAAGUACUUAUCUCAGAUUGAAAGUGAUAGUCUGGGACUCCUGCAGGUCCGAUCCAUUCUAACAAAGCUAGGUCUGAACAGCACAUGUGAUGAUACGCUUAUAGUGAAGGAGGUAUGCACUGUAGUGGCCAAGAGAGCAGCUCAAGUGUGCGCUUCCGGCAUUGCUGCUGUUGUUGAGAAGAUGAGAGAAAAUCGGGGCCUUGAUCAUCUGAAAAUCACUGUAGGUGUGGACGGAACUUUGUAUAAGCUGCACCCCCACUUUGCUGGCGUGCUUCAGAAGACUGUGAAACUGUUGGCCCCCCAGUGUGAUGUUUCUUUCCACCAAUCUGAAGAUGGUUCUGGUAAAGGGGCAGGCCUAAUUACUGCUGUUGCCUGCCGCGUUUCUGAUGCUGAGCCACGGGCAGCUUAAACAAAAGAAAAAAAAAAGUAACAAAACUCAAGACACUUUAGGAAAAGGGGAAUGGGCUCCCGAAGUACUGUUGGUGCAUCCUGAAUUGCUGAUUCAGAGCCACAGACUGUCUAAAUAAAUUGCAAUAAAUGAAUAUUUUGUCUUGCAAAACUUUUACUUCAACGUUAAAUAACUUUAUAAAUGUUCUAUUUAUAUGGAAUAUUGUGUAAAAAAAUAAAUAUUUUUGAAUAGA